GCGGCUCCGCUCGUGGGUGUCCUAGGCUCGGGUCCCGGAAGUGGGCUCGCGUCCUUCAUUCCUGGCCCCGGGCCCCCGCGACUGUCGCCACGGUGGCGGCCACUACAUCUCGCCCCACGUCGGCGGAACUAAGCGCCGUAGUGUCGCCGAGCCCCGAGCCCAUGACAGGCCAGGGCCAGUCGGCGGCCGGGUCGGCGGCGUGGAACGCGGUGUUCCGCCACGUCCGGUAUGAGAACCUGGUGGCUGGUGUGAGCGGCGGGGUCUUGUCCAACCUGGCGCUGCACCCGCUGGACCUCGUGAAGAUCCGCUUCGCCGUGAGCGAUGGACUGGAAGUAAGACCAAAAUAUAAAGGAAUUCUACAUUGCUUGACUACCAUUUGGAAAGUUGAAGGACUGCGAGGACUUUAUCAAGGAGUAACCCCAAAUGUGUGGGGUGCAGGUUUAUCCUGGGGACUCUACUUUUUCUUUUACAAUGCCAUCAAGUCAUAUAAGACAGAGGGAAGAGCUGAACAGUUAGAGCCACUAGAAUACCUGGUUUCAGCUGCUGAAGCUGGAGCCAUGACUCUCUGCAUUACAAACCCAUUAUGGGUGACGAAAACUCGACUUAUGUUACAGUAUGGUGGUGUUAUUAACCCCUCACAGAGACAGUAUAAAGGAAUGUUUGAUGCACUUGUGAAAAUAUACAAAUACGAAGGUGUACGUGGAUUGUACAAGGGAUUUGUCCCUGGGCUGUUUGGAACAUCACACGGCGCCCUGCAGUUCAUGGCAUAUGAGCUGCUGAAGUUGAAGUAUAACAAACACAUCAACAGAUUACCAGAAGCCCAGCUGAGCACAGCAGAAUAUAUCUCUGUUGCAGCGCUAUCCAAAAUAUUUGCUGUAGCAGCAACAUACCCGUAUCAAGUUGUGCGAGCCCGUCUUCAGGACCAGCAUGUGUCUUACGGUGGCGUGAUGGAUGUAAUCAUAAAGACGUGGAGGAAAGAAGGUAUCGGUGGAUUUUACAAAGGCAUCGCUCCCAAUUUAAUUAGAGUGACUCCAGCCUGCUGUAUCACCUUUGUGAUUUAUGAAAAUGUCUCACACUUGUUGUAUGGCCUUAGAGAAAAGUAAGCUAAAAGAAGAUUCCAGUGCAUCUGCUUGAGGUGGCUGCAGACUCCUUUGUGUUUGAAACACAGAACUCAGAGACCACAGAGCAGCACAGCUUAUGCCCAGCAUUUGUCUGUAUUCGAAGUCAGAAGAUGGAAAACCUUGUUUUCUGCCCUGUGCUGCUUCUCAGUGUGUGGGGGGGCUUGGCUGCCUCUGUCUGCAGGGGAUGCCAUCAUCAUAGUGUUGAGACGGAUAGCCAGUGUAAGGAUGUAUGUACAAGAUCUUCCAUUUCCUUCUUCAUGUAGAAGAUAAUU
Molecule: messenger RNA, 1393 nt
Organism: Phodopus roborovskii (desert hamster)
Lineage: Eukaryota; Metazoa; Chordata; Mammalia; Rodentia; Cricetidae
Gene: Slc25a32
Product: solute carrier family 25 member 32
Exons: 7
Coding region: 162-1103 (313 amino acids)
Biological process (GO): nucleotide transport; folate import into mitochondrion
Cellular component (GO): mitochondrion
Molecular function (GO): folic acid transmembrane transporter activity; FAD transmembrane transporter activity
Source: RefSeq, a predicted model, not a curated record